AUGCCUGAAGCAGAGCAGAGACAUCUGGAUCUGAGUCAGAAGAUUAUCGAGGUAGCAGCGACACGCUUAGACGCUUUGUCGGGUACCCAGAUCGAUGAGCACAGAAGACAGGGCUUCACUACUGAGUACUACAUGCUGCGAGUCUAUCUGGUGGUUGUCAUGAAAGCAUUAUGGAUGUGUGCUAUGAACAGGGUGCUCAAGCACUUUCAAACUGCCAGUACGAAACGGCAGCACGAUGGCUUGAAAGAGCUUUCGACUCUUAUCGAUCAGAGAAGCUUUGAUGCUCUCGUUCUUCAGCUCGAAAUUCUCUGCAAAGAUGGGAUCCUGGACUAUGAUGAAUAUGGCGAAACCCUCGAUGCCACUCUUGCAGCUAUGAGGCUAGAAGAAGCUGAAAUCAAGAUGUAA
Aspergillus clavatus NRRL 1 is the source of this 405-nucleotide messenger RNA. RefSeq lists its product as uncharacterized. Bases 1 to 405 code for a protein of 134 amino acids. The transcript has 4 exons. The record is from RefSeq and is a predicted model, not a curated record. NCBI's taxonomy places the organism in Eukaryota, Fungi, Ascomycota, Eurotiomycetes, Eurotiales, Aspergillaceae.